AUGUGUUCCGCACAUGAAACAGAGGAUUUCGAGGCAUUAUGUGCCCACGACAUGAAACUGCUGGAGACGGGAGAGUUUUCUGACUUCACUGUCAUUUGCGACGAUCAGACUUGGAAGGCUCAUAAGAUUAUUCUCUGUCGCGUGGACUACUUCGAGAAAAUCAUCACGAAUGGAUUCAAGGAAUCGCAGGAGAACCAGAUCAACAUCCAGAGCUUUGAGCCCUUCGAGAUCAAUCUCCUGCUUCAGUACAUCUACCAUCCUAAGAUCGACGCCGAAGAUGCUAGCUUGCAGAUCCCGUCUCACUCCUUUCUCGAAACCUGUGUCCGUCUGUGGCAGCUGGGAGACUACUACAGAAUGGAGGCACUGGCUACGACAGCUUUCGACCAGCUGAAGGGCCGACUUCAACGCUAUCACCAGCAAUCCGGUCAUUUGGUCGAAAUGCUGAAGGGUCUCCCCUUUCUGUUCGACUUGGAGUGUGGGAUCCGUGCAGCAUGGGACCCCGAAAAAGCCGCAGGACCUCACCGAACUUGGUUGGCCUUAUUUUGCCAAUCUAUCGGCCACUACCUUCGAAAGUACCCCACGAUCAUCACACUGUUCGACGUUUUCCCAGAAUUCGCUUCCGAAUUUAGCAAGGCUGUCAUUGGCUGUUUUCUCGACCACUCUGGCAAAUUUCAGGGGCCAUAUGAGCGAGAAUGUGACGGAUGCCACGCACUUGUGCAGUUGGAUCAUGAAGACAUGUGGGAACCUGGUACAAAUCAGGUAAUUUACCACCCAUCGGGCUCUCUCGCAGUGCUAGAUGGUGUUGUUGAUGAUGUGUGUUGCUCGAGAGAAUGCCUUGAGAAAGUGAUAUCCCCCGAACUCGUGCACCCUGAUUGCGAGAUAUGCGAGGAAAUCGGGGCUCAGGAGGAUUAA
Molecule: messenger RNA, 912 nt
Organism: Diaporthe amygdali
Lineage: Eukaryota; Fungi; Ascomycota; Sordariomycetes; Diaporthales; Diaporthaceae
Product: btb poz domain-containing protein
Exons: 4
Coding region: 1-912 (303 amino acids)
Molecular function (GO): protein binding
Source: RefSeq, a predicted model, not a curated record